Molecule: messenger RNA, 2152 nt
Organism: Eleginops maclovinus (Patagonian blennie)
Lineage: Eukaryota; Metazoa; Chordata; Actinopteri; Perciformes; Eleginopidae
Gene: hspa14
Product: heat shock protein 14
Exons: 15
Coding region: 68-1588 (506 amino acids)
Cellular component (GO): plasma membrane; cytosol; nucleus
Molecular function (GO): ATP-dependent protein folding chaperone; ATP binding
Source: RefSeq, a predicted model, not a curated record
GUUCUACCGGAAGUGGCGCCUUGGGAGCGGAACACGAGCCCUAUGCGCGUGUUGCACAUCUUUCAGCAUGGCUGCCAUUGGAGUUCAUUUCGGAUAUACUUGCGCUUGUGUUGCGAUUUUUAAGGAUGGGCGUGCAGAUGUGGUGGCUAAUGAUGCAGGAGACAGAGUGACUCCAGCUGUGGUGAGCUACAGAGAAACUGAGCAGAUUGUAGGUAUUGCAGCAAAGCAAGGACGGGCUCGCAAUGCUGCCAACACUGUUGUUAAAGUGAAACAAGUGCUGGGAAGAAGCUUUGAUGACCCAGAGACGCAAACUCACAAAACAGAGACCAAGUGUCAGGUGGUCAACAGACAAGAGAAGCCUCAUUAUGAGUUCACAGGAGGAGAUCGCCCGGAGUAUGUGGCUCCAGGGGAUGUUGCAAAACUCAUCCUUCAUAAAAUGAAAGAAACGGCUCAGUCAGCUCUGGGCUCUGAUGUCAAAGAGGCGGUCAUUACCGUCCCCUUUGAGUUUGGACAUGCUCAGAAGCGUGCUUUGAGGGAGGCUGCUGAAGCUGCAGGGUUUCAUGUUCUGAGGCUAAUCCACGAGCCUGCUGCUGCUCUGUUGGCAUAUAACAUUGGACAGGACUGUUCUGCUGGAAAGAGCCAUGUCCUGGUGUAUAAGCUGGGUGGGACGUCCCUGAGUGUGACAGUGCUGGAGGUCAACGGAGGAAUGUUCCGGGUUCUCGACACCCACACUGACCACAGCAUCGGAGGAGAGAGCAUCACCGCGGCUUUGGCCCAGCACCUGGCAGCCGAAUUUAAACGCACCUUUAAGCACGAUCUGACCGGCAAUACUCGGGCGAUGAUGAAGCUGAUGAACGGAGCUGACAUGGCCAAGCACUCCCUCUCCUCAUUAGCCACGGCCAACUGCUUUGUGGACUCCCUGCACGACGGCAUUGACUUUGAAUGCAACAUCUCGCGAGCUCGAUUUGAGCUGAUGUGCGCGUCACUCUUCAACAAGAGCAUCCAGCCAAUCAGAGCCCUGAUGGAGAAGGUGGGACUCUCCAACAGCGACAUUAACCAGGUGGUGCUCUGCGGCGGUUCAGCCAGGAUCCCUCGCCUCCAGCAGAUGAUCUGCGAAAUGUUUCCUGAUGUGGAGAUGCUCAACUCAGCGCCUCCUGAUGAGGUCAUCGCUCUGGGAGCGGCUCUGGAAGCAGGCUUACUAGUUGGCAAAGAAGGCCUCGCCCCAGAGGAAGAGACUGUCGCAGUGGAUGUUUCUGCCUCUGACAUACUAGUGAAGGAGGUGGAUGAAUCCGGAGCGGAGGUGUUCACUGUUCUGCUUCCAUCGGGCACUCCCCUCCCCGCCCGCAGACAUCACGUCCUGAGUGGAGGGGGGGAACUAUCCUCUGUCUGUCUGGAGAUUUACCAGAGAUGUCUCAAGGAGGAGCCAGAAAAACUAGCAAAGAUCGUCUUGAGGAACCUGCAGCCCAAAGAGGAUAACCACGACAUCGACACCGUGGUCACCAUGAAAAGGGACGGCUCCGUCCAUGUGUCCUGUGUAGAACAGAGCAGCGGGAGACCCGAGGUCGUCACCAUAGCAGCCGCAUCAUGAAGCUGCACACACUCAUCCAUGAUCGGGAACUAUGCGACACUUGAGGAUCUUCAAGUAGUUCUGGACCUUAUUGGAGUCUCGGCGAAAGCAGUAGAGCAGGACGUAGUCUUUCAUCAGCUGCCAUUCGACACUGUCUGAAGGCAAUAAAUCCUCGGGAGAAGCCAGGCUGCUGACAGAGUUACUGAUUAUCCCCUGCACCUGCAUCUGGAGAGGACACAUGCACACAUCAGCUUUUUAUCCUUCAUGUCACCCAUUUAAGUUAAAAUUCUAAAACAGUUCUCACAAAAUAAACACUACAACGUAAUUGACAAAGCACACUCGUAAAGAAUUUGAAUUAACUUGUGUAUUUAUCGGUUUGGUGAUUGGUUGGUUUCUUGGUUGAUUGAUUGCAAAAAACAAUGUUAAAUUGAGUUUAUAUUAUACCCAGGCUUGGAGGGUUACUUUAAAAAUGUGUUUCGUUACAAAUACUCGUUAAAAAUGGAGUCAGUUACAUAAUCUAUUCAUCACGUCUUUAAAGUAACGUAAUUCCUUUUUGAUGACUUCAAUAUUAAAUAUUCAAAUAAA